Nezara viridula (southern green stink bug) is the source of this 249-nucleotide messenger RNA. NCBI's taxonomy places the organism in Eukaryota, Metazoa, Arthropoda, Insecta, Hemiptera, Pentatomidae. The record is from the annotation of a GenBank genome assembly.
AUGGGCGCCGAUCACGACGGAGGUCGGAGGAUGGAAACGGUGAUGAAUCAGAAAGCUCUGUCCUUGGUGGCGAAGCCAUUCCAACGAGGAAGAUGUGACAGGACUAGUACAGCCCAGACAGAGAAACAGAUGAAGAAGGCCUUGGUUUCCUUUCUUGUUGGAACACGGUCAGGCAUGGCUGAGCCCGCUGAGAAUUGGCAUUUUAGCGAUGACCUUGUUAGAGGUCAACAAUCAAAGGGAGCGGGUUGA